CUUCUUUGAGACGUCGCUCGGGAAGGUCGUGUUCGCGCAUCGUUCCGCUCAAGUUCGGCUCAGCUUCGGUUCGCGCUCGUAUCUGUGCAGUUGUAUCCCCAGAGCCAUUUGGCCGUGAUCGCGAUCGCUGCAAGUGCCACUGUGUGAGUGCGCAGGAUUGAGAUAAAGCCCAGGACUCCAGGCGAAACUUGGCCGAAAACUGCAAUUAAAGUGGCACCAAUAAUAGCUGAAAUUCAAGAGAUAGAGCGAGCGAUUUACUGCCACUGUGCCCCCUCCCCCCAAUUCAGCAAUAAAAAUUGGAUUAAUUCUCUGCACACUUCAAAUACAGCCUCGCAGGCAAUUAAGGAAGUGAUUCGUGGCCAGAGCUCUUCGUGGACGUUGUCGCGAUGCGGUGCAGCAUGCAACCGAACGAAACCGCCUGAAACGCCGCUGUUAGAGCGUCAACAGCAAUUGAAAUAAUUGCCAUUGGAGCAGCACAGACCAAUAACCGCCGGACCCACGAGCACAUACCCAAACAUCCCACCAUCGCCAACGCCAACGUUGUUUGCAACCCAUCCCAGCACCCGGACCAAUUCAACUGGCAACGAAACCGGCAACUUGCCACACGAGCUACCUACCACUGAGCUAUCGGCGGCAGGCACACAGAUUGCCGCAAAUCCAGCUGAAUUGUAACAGAGCCGCCGCGCCGAGCCGCGCCGGAAAAUCAGAAAAUCAGAAAAUCGGAAAAUCCCAAAAGCCGAUACCCAGGCCAAAAUCCAGUGGGGAGAUCAAUGAACGCAGCACGCAGCUGACAGCACUUGGAAUCCACUUUUGCAGCAGAGCAGCCAGCGGAGCGUAGGAAAAGCGAAACGGACCAGCUCAGUUGGGACCGGAUCGGAUUGGGCGGCAUUCGGUGCGUUCAGCGUUUGGUUUUCAAGUUCAGGCGGCGCUGAGCAGGAAGUUGUGCGGCUGCACCUUAAUUGGAGCCAGUGUCAUUACCACCACCCGACAACCACCAUUCACCGCCGCUCAUCCUGCUCGAUGUAAGAUGUUAGUGGCCACCGACAGAAACAAUACCCACACCACCACCAUCAGCCGGAGCACACGCAACACGUGGAGAUGGAGCCGUCUGGCGUUGGCCGUUAGUCUCUGCGCCUACUGCUGCUGCGCCUCGUCCGCGGCCACGCCCACCACCUCGGUGACCACGGCCGCCCUCCUCACCGGCCACCAGCUGCUGCCCUGGCAAACGGCAGCGGCGACGGCGGCGUCGGCGGCCACCACGCCCUCCACCGCACGCAAUCUCUAUGCGCCGCACCAGAGCUUCAGCCGGCAGGACGACAUCAGCUUUAAGGACCUGCGCCAGCGCAACGACGGCACGGUGGUGCAGUCCUUCGGUUCCUAUCGCACCGCCCGUCAGUUUGGUGGCUUCUCCACCACUGCCCAGCGGCGAUCCGACCCCGCCGUGGAGAUCAUUCCCGCUCCAUCCGUGGAACUGCCGCAGGGUGAGCUCAUCACGGUGCCCAAGCAGUUGGUGCCCACGAUGCCGGAGAAUGUGACGCGUCAGGGUCGCCGGCGCAACUACAUGUACAUACCGCUGCAGACGGAUGCGGAUAAUGGAUCCACGGCGCUGUUGCAACUGCGUCCCAGCCGGAACGCCACGCUCUCCACGCUGGGACCUCCGGCCGAUGGAGUGGCCGCCGCGGCCCAUGAAUUUGGCGCCGAGCUGGCCAUCCAAGGAUCUGGAGGGGAGCAGCAACCUCUUGCAUUGGAACUGGGUCCCGAGCGAACUGAACGCAGCGAUCUCCUGGCUGCCGCGAGCUCCACGGACAAGCUGGAGUACGCCGAGCCGGAGAACACCAGUCGUCGGGUGGGCUUCCAAUUUCCCAGCUACAGCCUGAAGCCCGCCAGCCCCUUCCACCCGCAGGCCUACCGCGAGGACAACCCCAUAUUCGGGGACACCAGUGCCGGAGGCUAUGAGCCCCAGCCGUACAGCGAGGACGCAUCUCCCGUUCCACCGCCCACUCAGUACGAGCAGCACGAGACGCGGCACACCCGGCAGCUCUACUUUGACUCGGACACGGCUUCGUCCUCCAGCUUCGAGUUUCCCGGCCUGGUGAGCAACUCCAAGCCGCACGGCCUCAAGCUCUACCGCGACGACGUGACCAAGUUCGGGGACAUCAAUGGACCGAUCACCGCACUCCCGCAACAGCGACCCCAGAGAGGCUUCUACUUCGGCGACACUGAGUUCCGCACUGGUCCUCCUGCUCCGGUCCGCCAGUUUGGGCCGCAGAAGAAUUUCCAGGAGUACGUGGGACCCAGCGAGUACCAGGGAACCCGCAAGAGCCGCUACUACCCCUACAAGUCCUCUCGCAGUCCACGGGUCGUCUUCCCCACCAACGACAACGUGGGCACCACCGGACCCAGUGGACCCGCCGGCGGCAGCAGCGGUCCCUCCGGAAACGGAGUCUACUUCAGCGAUAACAUUGCUUUCAGGGACCAGAACUUUGGCAUCAACGAACUGGCCGCCGUGCAGGAUGUGCGCAAUGACUACAGUCUGCAGGAGCUGGACAGCGCCUCGGAGGCGACCAGCAGUCCGCAGUCGGCGAGCACGUUCAAGGAGAAAGGCUGCGGCAUUUCGCUGGCCAAGCAGACCGCCCAGCGGCGCAUUGUGGGCGGCGAUGAUGCGGGCUUCGGCUCCUUUCCCUGGCAGGCCUACAUCCGCAUCGGCUCCUCCCGGUGCGGAGGUUCGUUGAUCUCGCGCCGGCACGUGGUCACCGCCGGCCAUUGUGUGGCCCGGGCCACUCCGCGCCAGGUGCAUGUCACGCUGGGCGAUUACGUGAUCAACUCGGCCGUGGAGCCGCUGCCUGCCUACACCUUCGGCGUCCGCCGGAUCGACGUGCAUCCGUACUUCAAGUUCACGCCGCAGGCCGACCGCUUCGACAUCUCCGUGCUGACGCUAGAGCGCACCGUGCACUUCAUGCCCCACAUAGCUCCGAUUUGCCUGCCCGAGAAGAACGAGGACUUCCUGGGCAAGUUUGGCUGGGCCGCCGGCUGGGGAGCUCUGAACCCGGGCUCCCGGCUGCGUCCCAAGACGUUGCAGGCCGUGGAUGUGCCCGUGAUCGAGAACCGGAUCUGCGAGCGCUGGCACCGGCAGAACGGCAUUAAUGUGGUCAUCUACCAGGAGAUGCUCUGCGCGGGCUACCGCAACGGAGGCAAGGACUCGUGCCAGGGCGACUCCGGAGGACCUUUGAUGCACGACAAGAACGGGCGCUGGUACCUUAUUGGUGUGGUCUCUGCUGGUUACUCCUGCGCGUCCCGCGGCCAGCCGGGAAUCUAUCACAGCGUCAGCAAGACCGUGGACUGGGUGUCCUAUGUCGUCGGACUCACGAUGAACAUCUAACUUAUUCUCAUCGCAAUCGCAAUCGCAUUCGCACCUGCCUGCUAAGUGGGCCACAGAUUGUUUUGUACAUAACUCACUUCAUUCUGCUCCUGCUCCUUGCUCCGCUUCCGAUCCACGCCGCCUAAUUUAUGGUUACACAAGAAAUACAAUUUAGCUUAAGAUAUAAAUUAGCGCAGUACAAGUUAGCAGUUAGGACUCUUAGUGUGUAUCUAUGAGAUAGAUACACGCGUGUGCGAAAUAUCUGCAAACACAUAAGCCUUAAAUUAAUUAUAACUGAUAAUUACGGUUUAAUUUACUUAGUCAUAUGCGCUGUUAUGUAAUUUUAAAACUAUUU
This is a messenger RNA of Drosophila santomea, 3713 nucleotides long. RefSeq lists its product as uncharacterized. Bases 1028 to 3379 code for a protein of 783 amino acids. Gene Ontology annotation, biological process: proteolysis. The transcript is spliced from 8 exons. The record is from RefSeq and is a predicted model, not a curated record. Lineage: Eukaryota; Metazoa; Arthropoda; Insecta; Diptera; Drosophilidae. Gene Ontology annotation, molecular function: serine-type endopeptidase activity.